Messenger RNA from Marmota monax (woodchuck), 1009 nucleotides. RefSeq lists its product as uncharacterized. NCBI's taxonomy places the organism in Eukaryota, Metazoa, Chordata, Mammalia, Rodentia, Sciuridae. The transcript is spliced from 5 exons. Bases 1 to 849 code for a protein of 282 amino acids. The record is from RefSeq and is a predicted model, not a curated record.
AUGGGGGAUGGGACCAAGAAGGGGAACCAGGAGACCAAUCAGGAGGCACAUGAGUGCCCAGUGAAGGUAAAAGGCACCUGCCUCCCAAUUUCUCAGGAGGGGGAGAUGAAGAAAGUGCAGUGCCCAGCCCAUGUCACCUGUGAGAAGGAAGCUGUGGGUAAGUGGCCCACGCAGCUGUGCUGGGGAGUCACCCACGGCCAAAGCCGGAGGGCUGUGGGGCUGGGUAGUGGGGUGCUUCCCUCCCCAAGUGCUCACAGAGGCAGCCUCCUUUCGCUGCCCGCCCCUUUCUGCCUGCCUGGGCACAUCCUGGCGCCGCUGUGUGAGGAGCUGGCUGGCCUCAGGUGUCCAGAAGCCACCGCACCCCAGCCGCUGGCCUCCAACUUGGUCUGUCACGAAGAAACCAGAAUACUUGCCACAGCCACACCACUUCCCGGCCACAGCAGCACCGCAACCCAUGUGAUCACACACCCACAACUACAGCACCACACAAGCACACACACCAGGAACCACAACACACACACGCCUGCAGACCACAACCACCCAGCCACCUCAGCACCACCUGCCACUUACCAAACCGUGUACUGUGUGCCCACUGAGGAUCCUGGGAGGGAGUCUCCAGGCCUCCCUCUGCAGGCCAAGCAGGAAGUCUGCCUGUCUUCUCCAGCUUUGUCCCACUGUGCUUGGUGCCAGGAGUUAGCAGACUUGCGUGGAGGCACAGACCAACGGGCACACAGGAGCAGGCGGAGCUGGAACUGGAAUCUGGACUCUUCGCCCUGGAUGCUGUUCCCUAAAAACUCAGCCAGGAGGCGCGCUGCAGGGCGACGCGGUGCAGAGAGCUGUCUUGUCUGACUGGGGGUGUACAGGCGUGGCUCUGAGAGGGAGCCCCAGCCCCAAAGCGUCCUUUCCUUGGAGAGGACACCCUGGGGUGUCCUAAACACAUGGACACAGGCCUCUCUGCAUCUCCCAGGUCACUGCUUUCUGUACUGAAUGAAUGACUUCCUGUGACCUA